Messenger RNA from Parnassius apollo (apollo), 1491 nucleotides. Lineage: Eukaryota; Metazoa; Arthropoda; Insecta; Lepidoptera; Papilionidae. The record is from the annotation of a GenBank genome assembly.
AUGGGUGCAUCAAAAUUUGAAAAAGUUUCUUUCGAAGACGCGCUGAAUAUGACUGGAUUCGGCAAAUUCAACUACUUGAUGAUGUUACUUGUGGCAAGUAUUAUCAUGGGCAUGGCCUUUGAGAUCUUCUCAGUGGCAUACCUCGUCCCAGCUAGCGCGUGCGAACUGGAAACCGUUAGCUCCCAGCAAGGUCUAAUGGCAGGGACUCCUUUGGUGGGUAUUAUAGCGACCUCACAUUUUUGGGGUUACUUAGCGGACACUAAAGGGAGACGCAAGAUCCUCUGCUGGUGUCUCUCUCUCGGAUUCUCUGCCGGCGCACUCGCCUCUCUAUCACCCAAUUGGAUUGUAUUUGCCUUAUUGAAGUUCGCUUCUUCUUGUGGUGUUGCUGGAACAUAUGCGCUAGUGCUUACUUUGCUUAGUGAGUGCACGCCAGAGAAGAGAAGAUUUGCUCUGAUAGCUCUUACAUCCAGCAUCUUUCUUGGGUGCACUGGGUUGAUGGCAAUUCUCACAAUACCAGUGCUCCCUCUCACUUUCUCAUACUAUAUCCCGUUCCUCAAAAUCCACUUCAACUCCUGGCGACUCUUGAACAUUAUUUAUAGUCUUCCAUGUGCGGUGGCUGCCAUAGGAAUCUCACGUGCGUACGAAAGCCCGAAGUAUUAUCUCAGCGUUGGACGGGAAGAGGAGGCUUUGAAAGUUCUGAAGGGAAUUCACUUAAUUAAUAAAGGAAAAAAAUCAGUAUUUAAGGUAAAAUCAGUCACAUUAGAUGAAGAAAGUGCAGGAAAUAAUAUACAAGGAUUAUGGGCGUCCAUCGUCUCUCAGACAGUUCCGUUGUUAAAACCGCCCCUACUGAAGAACACUUUGUUGUUGUCCUUAAUGUUCAUUUUAGUGUACUUCUGCUUGAAUCCAUUUACGGUUUGGCAACCAUAUAUUGCCGAUGGUAUAAUGAGGUCCGUGGAGAGAGGACAAAGAAAUAUUACGUUCUGUCAAAUGCUGGAGACAUCAUUUGACGAAAGCACAGCACAGACUGAGAACUGUGGCCUGAACCAAUUUGCUAUGACCAUUGUGUUCAUCAUCAAUGUGUUUAUGGCGAUUUUCAACUGCGCACUGAGCAUUGUCAUCAAUUGUUGUGGCAGGAAAACCCUUCUCCUUACAAUUCAGCUCACGUCAGGAGUGGCUGGCCUACUUAUAAAUUUCAGUAGCAAUUGGAUCGUCAGCUCUGUUCUUUUCAUCAUUUUUAUAUCAGGUGUCCUCAAUUUUGGAUACCUUUCGACCUUUAGCGUUGAUAUUUUCCCGACAUACGUCAAGGCAAUGGCUGUCUGCUUGACAUUGAUGGUCGGCAGAGGCAGCUCGGUGCUAGGCAUCAACCUCCUCAAGCAUUUGUUAGUGAAUAACUGCGAGCUAUCCUUCUAUUUGUUUGCAGGCCUUACGUUCGUUGGUGGCCUAACUGGGUUCCUGCUACCUCCAGAUGUUAAAAGAAAGAAGAGCAUCUGA